Molecule: messenger RNA, 10900 nt
Organism: Oncorhynchus nerka (sockeye salmon)
Lineage: Eukaryota; Metazoa; Chordata; Actinopteri; Salmoniformes; Salmonidae
Gene: wdfy3
Product: WD repeat and FYVE domain containing 3
Biological process (GO): aggrephagy
Molecular function (GO): metal ion binding; protein binding
Source: RefSeq, a predicted model, not a curated record
UUUGGGAUUAUGGCAUCAUUGGUUCUAUUUGGAUAAAAAAAAUUAUAUAUAAUAUAUUGAUACUAUUACAUAUUUAUUCUCUAUAUUUUGCCUGGAGUUAUUCCAAUAUCGUUUACUGGGCUGGCUUUGGCCGGACGAAGCCGCUCAAGAUGAACAUGGUGAAGAGGAUCAUGGGUAGGCCGCGGCAGGAGGAGUGUAGCCCGCAAGACAAUGCACUUGGCCUCAUGCACCUCAGACGCCUCUUCUCAGAGCUCUGCCACCCUCCACGUCACAUGACCCAGAAGGAGCAGGAGGAGAAACUCUACAUGAUGCUGCCCGUCUUCAACAGGGUGUUUGGUAACGCUCCCCCCAGCACCAUGACAGAGAAGUUCCAGGACCUCCUCCAGUUCACUACCCAGGUGUCCCGGCUCAUGGUCACAGAGAUCAGACGGAGGGCCUCCAACAAGUCCACAGAGGCAGCCAGUAGAGCCAUCGUCCAAUUCCUGGAGGUGAACCACAGUGAAGAGGCGUCACGUGGCUGGAUGCUACUGACCACCAUCAACCUGCUAGCAUCCUCCGGACAGAAAACGGUGGACUGUAUGACCACCAUGUCGGUGCCCUCCACCCUGGUGAAGUGUCUGUAUCUGUUCUUUGACCUUCCUCACAUGGCCGAGGCCCCUGGGGCCUCACAGACCCAGACCCCAGAGCUGCCCCAGGCUGACCGUCGGGCCCUGCUGCAGAAGGUCUUCGCACAGAUCCUGGUGAAGCUGUGUAGCUUUGUCUCUCCGGCGGAGGAACUGGCCCAGAAAGACGAUCUCCAGCUACUCUUCUCUGCCAUCACGUCCUGGUGCCCCCCCCACAAUCUGCCCUGGAGGAAGAGCGCCGGCCAGGUCCUCACCACCAUCUCACGACACGGACUCAGCGUCAACGUCAUCAAGUAUAUCCACGAGAAAGAGUGCCUGGCCACAUGUAUCCAGAACAUGCAGCAGUCAGAUGACCUCUCACCCCUGGAGAUCGUAGAGAUGUUUGCCGGUCUGUCCUGCUUCCUGAAGGACUCCAGCGACGUCUCCCAGACCCUGCUGGACGACUUCAGGAUGUGUCAGGGAUACACGUUCCUCUGCGACCUCAUGCUCAGAUUGGAGCAGGCCAAAGAGGAGGACAGCAGUGAUGCUCUGAAGGAUCUGGUCAACCUAGUGACGCUUCUGACCACCUAUGGCGUGACUGAUCUCAAACCGGCCGGUCUCACCACUGGAGCCCCCUUCCUCCUGCCCGGCUUCGUACUCCCACAGCCUUCUGGGAAAGGCCACACGGUGAGGAACCUCCAGUCGUUCUCCGUCCUACAGAAUGCCUUCCUGAGGGCUAAGACGUCACGGCUGACCGGCACGCUGCUGAACGCCAUCGGCAACAUCUACGCCGCCGACCACGCCAACUACUUCAUCCUGGAGGCACAACACACACUCUCACAGUUCGCUGACAAGGUUGCCAAGCUGCCAGAUGCCCAGACAAAGUACUUUGACCUGUUGGAGUUUGUAGUGUUCAGUCUGAACUAUGUUCCCUGUAAGGAGCUGUUCAGUGUCAGCGUCCUGCUGAAGGGCUCUACGUCAUACACCUGCAGUAUCACAGCCACCAGGACUCUGUUGAAGUUGAGUCGUCAUGACGCGGUGUUCAGUGAUGUGUUGAGAGAGGUGGGGCUGCUGGAGGUGCUGGUUAACCUCCUGCAUAAAUACGCUGCCUUGCUCAAAGACCCCGCAACGCAACAACAGACUCAGUCACAGAACAACGAACAAGGUGACUGUAAGAACAGCAGUGUAGCGGAGGAGCAGAAACAGUUAGCUUGGCUGGUCAUGGAGACGCUGACCGUCCUGCUGCAAGGCUCCAACACUAACGCAGGUCUGUUCAGAGAGUUUGGAGGGGCGCGGUGUGUCCACAACAUAGUGAAGUAUGAUCAGUGCAGGGAACAUGCUCUGAUGAUCAUUCAGCAGCUGGUUUUGUCCUCCAGCGGAGAUGAUGACAUGGGAACACUACUGGGUCUGAUGCACUCUGCCUCGUCCACCGAGCUACAGCUCAAAACAGACAUACUACAGACUCUCCUGGCUGUGCUGAGAGAAAGCCAUCGCACGCGGACAGUCUUCCGGAAGGUCGGGGGCUUUGUGUAUGUGACGUCGCUACUCGUUGCCAUGGAGCGCUCUCUGUGUCAGCCGCCGCGUCACGGGUGGGAACGGGCCAAUCAGAACCAAGUGUUUGAGCUCCUCCACACCGUCUUCUGCACGUUGACCGCUGCCAUGCGCUACGAACCCGCCAACUCACACUUCUUCAGGACGGAGAUCCAGUAUGAAAAACUGGCAGACGCUGUCAGGCUGCUGGGUUGUUUCUCGGAGGCCAAGAAGGUUGGAGUCACGGGAGUGUUCCCUUCCAACGCCCAGCCCUUCCUGAGGCUGCUGGAGGACGACGGGGUUGCAGCCGGAGCAGGGGGCGGGACCGGGGACAACAUCUGCCCCACCCUCAAACACUGCAGCAAGCUCUUCAUCUACCUUCAUAAGAUGGCCACCGACUCCUUCGACAGUCGUGCGGAGCAGGUUCCCCCCUGCCUCACUCACGAGACCUCCCUGCCAUCCCCCUGGGGUACGCCAGCGCUCGCCAGGAAGAGGCACGGCUACCAGGGCACAUCAGGCCCCCCUGCAGGGGUCCGAGCCUUGACGGACCUAAACAUGAAACUACAACUGGCCAACUCUUCCUCCUCCUCGGACUCGGUGGUCAUCCACCCUGGGGCGGGGCUAGCAAUGCUGGACCUGCUGGCCUCCGUCAGCUCCGACAGCCAACCAGAGCAUGCUCUGGACCUUCAGCUAGCAGUAGCUAACAUCCUGCAGCUGCUGGUCCACAGUGAGAGAAACCAGCAGAUCCUGUGUGAAGCAGGUCUCCACAGCAGACUACUGCAGCGCUGCAGCCUGGCCCUGGGAGACGAGGAACACCCCCUACACCCACCGCUGCAGAGGAUGUUUGAGAGGCUGGCCUCACAGGCCCUGCAGCCUAUGGCCCUGAGAGAGUUCCUCCGGCUGGGAAACCCUCUAAACUGUGGCGCCUGGGACAAGAAGCUGCUCAAACAGUAUCGUGUCCACAAACCCUCCUCCCUGAGCUACGACGCGGAGAUGAGAAACUCUAUGACUAUAUCGAUGGAGGGCUGUUUUGGUCCCGACACCGUGUUCCCAGCGGCUGGUGAAGACAACAGUCAGUACCGAAUCAGCCGCAGCCUGGUGCGCUCGGCCGAGGGGAGCACCGUGCCGCUCACACGCGUCAAGUGCCUGGUCUCCAUGACAACGCCCCACGACAUCCGUCUUCACGGCUCGGCCGUCACUCCAGCCUUCGUGGAGUUUGACACCUCGCUGGAGGGCUUUGGGUGUCUGUUCCAGCCAAGCCUGGCUCCUCACAACGCUCCCUCUAACAAUGCCAACACAGGAGGAGUCAGUGAUGGAGCCGUGGUCUCUGGGAUUGGAGCAGGAGAGCGUCUGUUCCCCCCUCCGUCUGGUCUAAGCUACUCUACGUGGUUCUGUGUGGAGAGGUUCAGCUCUGCCCCCCACACCCACCCUGUCCGUCUGCUGACGGUGGUCCGACGGGCCACAUCCUCAGAACAACACUAUAUCUGUCUGGCCGUGGUUCUGUCUGCUAAGGACCGGUCCCUGACGGUGUCUACCAAGGAGGAGCUGCUGCAGAGCUACGUGGAUGAUUUCAGCGAGGAGUCUUCGUUCUUCGAGGUUCUCCCGUGCUGCGCCAGGUUCCGCUGCGGAGAGCUGAUCGGAGAGGGUCAGUGGCACCACCUGCUGUUAGUCAUGAGUAAAGGCAUGUUGAAAAACAGCAUGGCCACGCUGUACAUCGACGGACAACUGUUCCAAACCACCAAGCUCCACUACAUCCAUAGUUCUCCUGGUGGCUCCGGGAGCACCAACCCUCCUGUGGUCAGCACCGUGUACAGCUACAUAGGCACGCCCCCUGCCCAGAGACAGCUGUCCAAUCUGGUGUGGCGCCUGGGGCCCACACACUUCCUGGAGGAGGGGCUUCCUGCUGCCAGCGUCGCGGCGGUGUACGAGCUCGGUCCCAACUACACAGGCAGCUUUCAGGCCGUCUACCUGCUCUGUAAAGACUCCAAGACUGGAGAGCCUUCAUGUCCAGUCGCCCUGGUCCCAGAGGAGAAGGUAUCCUUCAGCCUGUACGCCCUCUCUGUCUCUGCCCUCACCGUGGCCAAGAUACGCAAGGUCUACAACAAGCUGGACAGCAAGGCCAUCGCUAAACAGUUGGCUGUAUCGUCUCAUGAGAAUGCCACUCCGGUCAAGCUGAUCCACAACGCGGCCGGUCACCUCAACGGUCCAGCACGCACCAUAGGAGCAGCUGUCAUUGGAUACCUGGGUGUGCGUGCGUUCGUCCCCAAGCCUGUGGCGACCAACCUGCAGUACGUGGGCGGGGCUGCGGCCAUUUUGGGCCUGGUUGCCAUGGCGCAGGACGUUGAGGGUCUCUACGCGGCCGUCAAGGCGAUGGUGUGCGUCGUCAAGAGCAACCCGCUGGCCAGCAAGGAGAUGGAGCGCAUCAAAGGCUACCAGCUGCUGGCCAUGUUGUUGAAGAAAAAGCGUCACCUGCUGAACAGCCACAUCCUGCACCUGACCUUCUCCCUGGUGGGAACAGUAGACAGCGGCCACGAGACCUCCAUCAUCCCCAACACCACCGCCUUCCAGGACCUGCUCUGUGACUUCGAGGUGUGGCUCCAUGCACCCUACGAACUGCACCUGUCCCUGUUUGAACACUUUAUAGAGCUCCUCACUGAGUCCAGUGAGGCAGCUAAGAACGCUAAGUUGUUACGAGAGUUCCAGCUGAUUCCCAAGCUGCUGUUAACCCUGAGAGACACGUCUCUGUCUCAGCCCACCAUCUCUGCUAUCAGCAACGUUUUGAGUCUGCUGCUGCAAGGGUUCCCCAACCCAUAUGACCUGCUACGGUUUGGCCAGUUCAUCUCAUCCACCCUGCCAACCUUUGCUGUGUGUGAGAAGUUUGUAGUGAUGGAGGUCAACAACGAGGAGAAGAUAGAUGGAGGUAAUGAUGAAGACCUUGGGGGUCUUCUGUCGGCCAACCUGAUCCUGUUGAGGAACAGACUACUAGACAUCCUUCUCAAACUGCUCUUCACCACCAAGGAGAAAUGCACCGUCAACGCACAGGCAUGUGAAGAGUUGGUGCGUACCCUGGGCUUCGACUGGUUGUUGAUGUUCACGGAGGAGCACCUCCACUCCAGCAGUGUGACAGCAGCUCUGUGGAUCCUGGUGGUUCUCCUCAGUAACCAGCCCAUACUGACCAGGUUCAAAGAGGGACUGACCGGAGGCGAAUGGCUGGACCACACUGACUCUGUCCUGACCAACAAGAUCGGCACCGUGAUGGGCUUCAACGUGGGCCGCAGCGCCGGCGGUCGCUCCACGCUAAGGGAGAUCAACCGAGACGCCUGCCAUUUCCCAGGGUUCCCUGUUCUGCAGACGCUGCUGCCGAAACACACCAACGUCCCCGAGCUCUACUUCCUGCUGAUGGCCCUGUUCCUGCAACAACCCGUCACAGAGCUGCCGGACAGCCUCCAGGUACAUUUUGACCUGGACUCUAUCUGGACCUUUAUCUUUGGGGUCCCUGCUUCCAGCGCCACCAUAGUGGGAUCCAUCCACAGUGUCUGCACCGAGGCUGGCUUCCUGUUACUGGGGAUGCUGAGGAGCAUGCUCAACCUGCCGUGGCAGUCUGAGGAAGAGGGGUCGUGGCUGAGGGAGUACCCGGUGACUCUGAUGCAGUUCUUCAGGUACCUGUAUCACAACGUCCCAGACCUGGCCCCAAUGUGGCACAGCCCAGAGUUCCUGUGUGUCCUGGCUGCCUCAGUCUUCCCCUUCAACAUCAGGCCCUACUCUGAGAUGGUGAGUGACCUGGAUGACGAAGCAGGGUCACCAACGGAAGAAUUCAAGGCCUUCACCGCCGACACGGGCAUGAACCGUAGCCAAUCGGAAUACUGCAACGUGGGUUCGAAGACCUACCUGACCAAUCAUCCGGCCAAGAAGUAUGUGUUUGACUUCAUGAAGGUGCUGAUCAUGGACAACCUGUGUCUGACUCCGGCCAACAAACAGACGUCCACCAUAGACCUACUGUUAGAGGCGUCCCCAGAGCGCUCCACCAGGACUCAGCAGAAAGAGUUCCAGUCCCACAUCCUGGACUCUGUCAUGGAACACCUGCUGGCUGCUGAUGUCCUCCUGGGUGAGGAUGCAUCCUUGCCCAUCACCAUUGGAGGGAGCUACCAGGUGCUGGUGAACAACGUGUUCUACUUCACACAGCGCGUGGUGGACAAGCUGUGGCAGGGCAUGUUCAACAAGGAGUCCAAGAUGGUGGUGGAGUUUAUAGUGCAGCUUAUAGGACAGUCCAAGAGGAGGUCGCAGAGUCUGUCUCUGGACUCUCUCUACCACUGUCUGAACCGUACGGUCCUGUACCAGCUGUCUCGACCUCACAAGACCGUACCUCAGCAGGUAGCUCUGCUGGACUCUCUACGGGUGUUGACCGUCAACCGUAACCUGGUACUGGGACCGGGCAACCACGACCAGGAGUUUGUAGCCUGUCUGGCUCACUGCUUCAUCAACCUGCACGUUGGGAGUAAUGUGGAGGGUUUUGGUUUGGAGGCAGAGGCUCGUAUGACCACCUGGCACGUCAUGAUGCCCGCUGAGAAUGGACCUGAUAACAGACACAGCCAGGAAGUUAGCGAAGGUCGCCAGCUGCUGCUGAAGGCAGUAAACCGUGUGUGGACAGAGCUGAUGCACAGCAAAAGACCCAUGUUGGAGGACAUCUUUAAGGUGUCCCUCCCCACCAACGACAGAGGACAUGUAGAUAUCAGCACCGCUCGGCCUGCCCUGGAGGAACCUGCCCUGAAGAGCUGGCAGAACCACCUGGUCCAUGAGAAGAAGUGUAUUAGCAGAGGGGAGUCGGUGGCUCCGGCCAGCCAGUCCAAGCUGUCUCGGGUCAGUAGUGGUUUUGGUCUGUCCAAGUUGACCGGCGCUCGACGCAACAAGAAGGAAAACUCCCUGAACAAGAACAACCUUUCUGCACAGGAGACGUUCCAGUGGAUGUUCACCCACAUAGCGGUGGUCAGGGACCUGGUGGCCAUGCAGUAUAAAGAGUACCAGGAGAGGCAGCAGAAUGUCCUAAAGUAUGUGACAGAGGAGUGGUCGUCUAUAGAGUAUGAGCUGCUGAGAGAGCGGGGCCUCUGGGGGCCCCCCAUCGGAUCCCACCUGGACAAGUUCCUACUCGAGAUGACCGAGGGGCCCUGUCGCAUGAGGAAGAAGAUGGUCCGCAACGACAUGUUCUACAUUCAUUAUCCAUACGUCCCGGAGCCUGAACCCAGCACUAAUGGCCAAGUACAGAAGCCGGUGCGUUACCGCCGAGCGAUAAGCUACGACAGUAAGGAGUACUACAUGAGACUGCUGUCAGGGAACCCUGGGAUGUAUCAGCACUCUAUAGAGCAGGACACUGAGGGAGAGACCGCUCAGCAUGAACCUGGCGAGGUGCACGGAGAGGACACCAUCGCCAGAGUCAAAGGUCUGGUGAAGGCCCCUCUGAAGAGGUCACGCUCCACCACGGACAGAGCCGAUGAGGAACAAGACCUGCUCCAGGAACAGAUCUUAGAGUCAGGAGGUCUGGACGAGGAACAGAGGACAGACAACACAUCACUGCUACGACUACUGGAGGAGGGAGAGAAGAUCCAACACAUGUACCGGUGUGCGCGGGUGCAGGGUCUGGACACUAGCGAGGGGCUGCUCCUGUUUGGGAAGGAGCACUUCUAUGUUAUCGACGGUUUCACCAUGACCGUCAGCAGAGAGAUCAGAGACAUCGAGACGCUGCCCGCCAAUCUUCAUGAGACCAUCAUCCCCAGAGGUGCGAGGCAGGGUCAGAGCCAGCUGAAGAGGACCUGUAGCAUCUGCUACGAGGACAUUAAGGAGGUCCACAAGAGACGAUACCUGCUGCAGCCCAUGGCUGUGGAGGUGUUCUCAGGAGAUGGGAGGAACUACCUGCUGGCCUUCCAGAAAGGAGUCCGUAACAAGGUGUACCAGAGGUUCCUCGCCGUGGUUCCCUCUCUGGCUGACAGCUCAGAGUCCGUCUCAGGACAAAGGCCCAACACCAGCGUAGAGCAGGGGUCUGGGCUACUCAGCACUCUGGUAGGAGAGAAAUCUGUCACCCAAAGAUGGGAGCGUGGAGAGAUCAGUAACUUCCAGUAUCUGAUGCAUCUCAACACCCUGGCUGGUCGCUCCUACAACGACCUGAUGCAGUACCCUGUCUUCCCCUGGAUCCUGGCUGACUACGACUCUGAGGAGUUGGACCUAAACAACCCACGGACGUUCCGUAACCUGUCUAAACCAAUGGGAGCCCAGACAGACGACAGGCUGACCCAAUACAAGAAGAGGUUCAAGGACUGGGAGGACCCUACCAGUGAGACCCCGGCGUAUCACUACGGUACACACUACUCCUCAGCCAUGAUCGUGGCGUCCUACCUGAUCCGCAUGGAACCUUUCACUCAGAUCUUUCUCAGGCUUCAGGGAGGUCACUUUGACCUGGCUGACAGGAUGUUCCACAGCGUGCGUGAGGCCUGGCUCUCUGCCUCCAAACACAACAUGGCCGACGUCAAGGAGCUCAUCCCGGAGUUCUUUUACCUGCCAGAGUUCAUGCUCAACUCUAACAACUUUGACCUGGGUGCCAAACAGAAUGGGAUUCGACUAGGAGACGUCCUUCUGCCUCCAUGGGCCAAGGGAGACCCCCGAGAGUUCAUCAGAGUCCAUCGACAGGCUCUGGAGUGUGACUACGUAUCGUCUCACCUCCAUGAGUGGAUCGACCUGAUCUUUGGCUUCAAGCAGCAGGGUCCUCCUGCGGUGGAGGCGGUCAAUGUUUUCCACCACCUGUUCUACGAGGGCCAGGUGGACAUCUACAACAUCAACGACCCCCUCAAGGAGACCGCCACCAUCGGGUUCAUCAACAACUUCGGACAAAUCCCCAAACAGUUGUUUAAGAAGCCCCACCCUCCGAAGCGCGUACGCAGUAAGUCUAACGGGGAGAUGGCGGGGGGCGUGCCCGUCUCUCUCUCCUCAACCACUGACAAGAUCUUCUUCCAUCAUCUGGACAACCUCAGACCCUCGCUAGCCCCCGUCAAAGAGCUGAAAGAGCCAGUGGGCCAGAUCGUGUGUACUGAGAAGGGCAUUCUGGCUGUGGAACAGAAUAAAGUCCUCCAACCUCCUGUCUGGAACAAGACCUUUGCCUGGGGUUACGCUGACCUCUCCUGCAGACUGGCCAACUAUGAGUCCGACAAGGCGGUGGUGGUGUAUGAGUGUCUGUCAGAGUGGGGUCAGAUCCUGUGUGCCAUCUGCCCCAACCCCAAGCUGGUCAUCACCGGGGGAACCAGCACUGCCAUCUGUGUCUGGGAGACGGGCACAUCCAAGGAGAGGGCCAAGACCCUCACACUCAAACAGGCGUUGCUGGGCCAUACAGACACAGUGACCUGUCUGACAGCCUCGUCAGCGUAUCACAUCCUGGUGUCUGGUUCUAGAGACAGGACAUGCAUCAUCUGGGACCUCAACAAACUGUCCUUCGUCACACAGCUCAGAGGACACCGGGCCCCGGUCUCCGCCCUUUGCAUCAACGAACUCACGGGAGACAUAGUGUCUUCGGCGGGCACCUACAUCCAUGUGUGGAGCAUCAACGGCAGUCCCAUAGCCAGCGCCAACACCUUCACAGGCCGCUCCCAGCAGAUCCUCUGUUGCUGUGUGUCAGAGAUGAACGAAUGGGACACGCAGAACGUCAUCGUCACCGGACACUCCGACGGCGUCGUCAGGUUCUGGAGGAUGGAAUUCCUACAAGUCCCAGAAACCCCUGCUCCAGAGCCCAUCGAGCCCCCUGAUGUAACUGACUGCUGUACAGAGGACAAGCUGGCAGAGGGACCCGAGAGCCAGAACGCUGACGAAGACAGCAGCGAAUCAGACGGAGACGAGCCCUGCCUCAGCACAGAGUCCAAACCCUCCCCUCUGCCCAACGCUGCAGCUGGGGGAGGAGCUGGAUCGGUUGGGGGAGGAUCAGGCAGCCAACCAGGCAGCACCGUCCACAGACCCAAAGUUCCUAGGGGUCCCGGUGCCCCCGGGGGUCGGCCAGGGGCCUCCUGGUCAGUGGACAGCGGGUCAGAUGACUCCCGACGCUGGUCAGACACCCUCAGCCUGGACGAGAAGGACGGCUUUGUGUUCGUCAACUACUCCGAGGGACAGACGGGACAGACACCCCUCAAACCAGGGGUCCACCCUCACCCCCAGCUUCACCCUCCGCACCCCAUAGCAGGCCAUGGGGGGGUCCCCCAGCCCGUACACCCCACCACCAUGGAGGCACGGCCCUAUAACCAGCUCAGAGCAGGCUACAGAUGGGAGCGACAGCUGGUGUUCCGUAGUAAAUUGACCAUGCACACUGCAUUCAACCGGAAGGACAACGCCCACCCAGCAGAGAUCACAUCCCUCGCCAUCUCCAAGGACCACAGUAAGAUCCUGGUGGGUGAUGGUCGUGGCAGAGUGUUCAGCUGGUCGGUGAGUGACCAGCCUGGUCGUUCUGCUGCUGACCACUGGGUGAAGGACGAGGUUGUGGACAGCUGUUCUGGCUGUACCGUACGUUUCUCCCUCACAGAGAGACGUCACCACUGCAGGAACUGUGGACAGCUCUUCUGUCAGAAGUGUAGUCGUUUCCAGUCUGAGAUCAAGCGUCUGAAGAUCUCAUCCCCGGUGAGGGUCUGUCAGAACUGUUACUAUAACCUGCAGCACGAGCGCAGCGCUGAGGACGGAUGCAGAAACUAACCAAGGUCCUCGGUCCCACACCACUACAGCGGAAAGCCUAUGUUGUGCCCGUUCUC